AGGUCAGAGUACAGUGACAGUUAUUCAUAUUCUUCUAUGCUUUGUCUACCUUUUAACUUCUUUCUUGUUUCAUUACUUGACUUAAAAUCAGUCAAGAUAGACUCAUAAACAAAGAUGGUGAGAUUUCUUGGGAUUGAAGGACUGGUCCUUCUCUCUCUUCUAAUAGACAUUACAGAGGCCCAACCACUUCCAGCUUGUGGCCGAUUUAUCCCCUCUGCCCGAAUAGUAGGAGGUACAGAAGCUGAGGUGGGUUCAUGGCCAUGGCAGGCCAGCAUACAGAUUUUAGACUCACAUCAUUGUGGGGGAACCCUCAUUGCCUCACGCUGGGUUCUCACAGCAGCACAUUGCUUUAGCAGUCUCUCAGAUCCCUCUCUAUUUGCCGUUCUUUUGGGAUCCUACAAUCUCUCCUAUCCAGGACCAGAGUCGGUACUAAUGAAUGUGAAGCAAAUUAUCAUUCACUCCAACUACAUUGGGCUCUCAAAAGGCAAUGAUAUUGCACUAAUGGAACUUGAAAGCUCUGUGAAUUUCACCCAGCGUAUCCAGCCUGCCUGUUUACCAGGACUUUCCAUUGUCUUCCCUCCCAGAUUGGGUUGUUGGGUUGCAGGAUGGGGGAACAUUAAAUCACAAGUCCCACUUCCUGAACCCGAGAUUUUGCAGGAAGUGCUUCUUCCCCUUAUUGACAGGGCUACCUGUGAGACUCUUUAUAGUGACUUUAAGGAGCCUGGGAUGGCAACCAUAAUAAAAGAUGACAUGAUAUGUGCAGGUUACAUGGAAGGAAAGAAGGAUGCUUGCCAGGGGGACUCAGGGGGACCAUUGCUUUGUCCAUGGAAUGGAGAUUGGGUUUUGGCUGGUGUAGUGAGCUGGGGAGAUGUCUGUGCUGCCCCCAAACGCCCUGGCGUCUACACUCGGGUUAGUGCCCACACCAGAUGGAUCUUGAGACAUGCUCCAGAAGUAGAAUCUAGUUUCAUUAGUGCCCUAAACCUAAUUAUCCUUAACAAUGGAUGUUCCUUGGUUGCUAUUGCUAAUAUAGCUAUGCUUCUUUCAUUGAUUAUCAAUAUUAUCUCUCUUAUAUAUUAACAAAACUUGGUAGAGAACAAAACUUGGUAGAGCAUGUCUGAAUUUGUCUAGAUUGCCUGCUGUAGUUUGUGCAAACUGACCUUUGUCAAAUCUGUAUGAUAAAGCUCCCACUGUAUGGUAUUCUCUUCUGGAAUCAUAUAUAUUUUGAAAUCAUCCUAUUGUCUGAUCUAAUGCUUCUUGUUUCUUCCUCUUAUUCAUUUAUAUAACAUUAAAGAAUAAUAAGCCAUGAACCUUUUUGUAUUUCUCCAUACUUAUUAUUUUUUUCAGAAUUAUAACAAUGUAAAUUUAUAUCAGUUUUUCCGGAAUGGCAGAUGUACUGGAAUCCCACAGAGGCUUCAUAAAAUAAGUCUGAAAUUUCACGGAAAGCCAGAUCUGUACAGUUUGGCUAGAUGUGCUGUGUUAUACUUUGCAUAUGAAAAUACACACAAACAAGACAUUUCUUGAAAUUCAGUGUGCAGUGAUUUGCUUAUAUAAUUAUGAGCAUAUGAAACAGAGCUGUUUUCGUAUUUUCUUAAGAGUCCUUAUAAUAUUGGGUUGUCAUAGAAGUUGAAGACAGACUAAAGGAAUAAAGCAAUAAUGAAAUAUAGCAACUACAAGAUAAAUAACUCUUAUUUGCUGAAGGUGUUCUGUUGACAAAAUAGCUGUCAUCAAUAUAUUUGCCCAGCUUCCCUCACAGAAGAUCAUGGAAAGGAUUGUAACUCUACACUAUUCAGUUUUGAGAGAAAUCAACACUACUCUGUGCAAGAAUGGAAACAAAAAUCAACUUGUGGAUUAUGCUUUGUGUGAAAUGGUUCAAAGUUGUUCUUUUAAACUUAAUUUCUGAUCUUCAUUGGAAACCCUUCAAUGAACAUUUCUUUUAGAUGGUUUUAAAAUGACAGUUUUUUGUUCUUCUCAAGAGUGUUUCAGAAAAUCAGAUAUAUUCUUCUCUGUUUUUUCAUUGGUCAAGUGAAUAAAAAUAUUGUAUCCUUCUGUACUGGAUUUCAUGACAAUUAAAAGAAUGGUUUCUUUGUUUUAAUUUUAACUUUCAUAUAUUGUUUCAUACUUGAUAUAUAGUUGAUAUAUCUAGAUGGUUCAUAUUUUUAUUCUUUUAUUUUUUCUGUUAUUAGUCAUGUUCUUAUUUUUUAUUCUUGUUUGUAAUUUGUUUUAUUUUUUAGUUCUUUUUAUAUUUAUUCAGACAAUAUAAGUUGUUAAAGGAUUUUAACAAUAAUAAAGAAUACAUUCAUACUUACUGACAUUUUAUCCCCAGGUCUUCAAAAUUCACAAUGUCUUCCCCUUUCCAACAAAAUUAAAGAGAA
Crotalus tigris (Tiger rattlesnake) is the source of this 2372-nucleotide messenger RNA. RefSeq names its product serine protease 27-like. The record is from RefSeq and is a predicted model, not a curated record. Gene Ontology annotation, molecular function: serine-type endopeptidase activity. Bases 115 to 1077 code for a protein of 320 amino acids. The transcript is spliced from 6 exons. Lineage: Eukaryota; Metazoa; Chordata; Lepidosauria; Squamata; Viperidae. Gene Ontology annotation, biological process: proteolysis.